Messenger RNA from Labrus bergylta (ballan wrasse), 1559 nucleotides. It is a transcript of the gene dap3, whose product is annotated as death associated protein 3. Gene Ontology annotation, cellular component: mitochondrial ribosome; mitochondrial small ribosomal subunit. Gene Ontology annotation, molecular function: structural constituent of ribosome. Gene Ontology annotation, biological process: apoptotic process. The record is from RefSeq and is a predicted model, not a curated record. NCBI's taxonomy places the organism in Eukaryota, Metazoa, Chordata, Actinopteri, Labriformes, Labridae.
CUUCCUGCUCUGCGCUACAUGAUGGCGAUGUCCAUGACAGGUCUGGCACAUUGACUUCGUCCGGAGGGUUUUUUUUUUGUUUGUACGGUAGCCACUUUGAAAACUUCUCCGGGAGACGUGUGUUGGCAAAUGAACCAUUAACCUGAAAUCCUCGUCAGUGGAUAUUAAAUGAAGUAAACAGCGGGUGAACAGCUUUAUUUUCUCCCUCAGCUCGACAUUGCUAAUCAUGGCGCUGCACAGACUGUCCUUCAGACUACGGCAGACGGUAACACAUGUUAGGUCCCUUCAUACCAGUGGAUGUGGGCAGCAGCAGGAGGCUUUGGCUGUAGAGUCAGAACCAGAGCCCUUCUCAGUUUUUAGAACACAAGAGAACGAUCCGGCAUGUCAGUCCGGGAAUCAGAUUGGACAGUAUUACACUCUGCCAUCUGCACACAUCCGCACUCUGUUCCCUCAUGGCCUCCCUCGGCGCUAUCAACAACAGGUGAAGACGUUUAAUGAAGCCUGUGUGAUGGUGAGGCAGCCUGCUCUUGAGGUCAUUGAUUACCUGAAGAAAACAGACAUCAGCAAACCCCCUGUGCGAUAUGUUUUCUAUGGGUUAAAGGGCAGUGGGAAGACAAUGUCUCUCUGUCACACCGUCCACUUCUGCUACACACAGGGAUGGCUGGUCCUUCAUGUUCCGAAUGCUCAUGUCUGGGUGAAGAACUGUAAAGAGCUGCUGCCCUCGUCUUUUAACUCGUCUCGCUUUGAUCAGCCGUUACAAGCCACCGAAUGGUUACGCAACUUCAGAACCACCAAUGAGCCCUUCCUAUCAAAGAUUAAGACCAAACAGCGCUAUGUGUGGACGAAGAGAGAGUUCACUGAGGAGGGAAGCUUGCUAGCAGAGCUGGUGGAUCAGGGCAUAUCUCGUGUGAAGAGCAGCAGUGAUGUUGUGGGGGCGGUGAUGAAGGAGCUGAGGCUGCAGAGUGGGCAGCCGGAGUCAGACUUUCGCCUGGCUGUAGCUGUGGACGGUGUCAAUGCCCUGUGGGGAAGAUCCACCAUCAAAAAGGAGGAUAAGAGUGCUGUGGAUCCUGAAGAGCUCACUUUAGUCUAUAACCUGAGGAAAAUGAUGAAAAACGACUGGACUGGAGGCGCCAUCAUCACAACUCUGGCUCAGACGGGGUCUCUCUACACUUCAAGAUCUGAAUAUUUGCCUCAAGAGCUGCUGGGAGAGACGGGGUUUGACAACAUGGACCCGUUCAUCCCGGUGUCAGUGCCCAACUACAGCGAGAAAGAGUUUGAAAGCUGUUACCUCUAUUACAUGGACCGCCACUGGCUACAGCAUCCACAGAGCCACACAGAGGAAGGAAAGAAAGAAAUCAUCUUUUUGAGCAACAGAAACCCGUCAAUGAUGGACAGAGUUUGUGCCUCCCUCUGAAGUUCUAAAGAGAUAUAAACCACAACCAUGAAUAUCAGUGUCUCAGAAAUAAACACAAGUGUCCACGUCUAUAAUAUAUGUGUGCUUCUGUAAAUUAUGAUGCAUGUGUGUAACUUUGAUAAUAAAAUAAUACAGUUUAAAACAA